Cooperia oncophora is the source of this 180-nucleotide messenger RNA. NCBI's taxonomy places the organism in Eukaryota, Metazoa, Nematoda, Chromadorea, Rhabditida, Trichostrongylidae. The record is from the annotation of a GenBank genome assembly.
AUGGGUAUCAAGGGUCUCCAUGGUGAACCAGGUGAAAACGGUCAACGAGGCUAUCAAGGCGAGCCCGGCAAACCGGGCCAACCAGGACAGGUGGGCUCUACAGGUCCACCAGGACCACCGGGAAAUCAAGGAGUGUGGGGCGAGCGAGGAGCGCCAGGUACGUGUGAGCAAUCAAAUUAG